AUGUCCUUCGACGAAAACCUCCUCAGCCCAAGGGGCCUGCUUGUGAACAACAACUCGAGCUUUGUUUGCGAUGGGCCAAACUUCUCGAAGCUGCAGCAGGCGACACAAGCAACUCUGGAUUUACCAUAUGAUGACCAAGGGAUGAGCUAUGUAGUUGGAUUUACUGACAAGGGAACACAGGAGUUAUACUCCGAUAUACUCAUCCCUGCCAUGAAUGACUUUUACAAGAUUACGAACCAGUCUAUGGCUCUUGAGAGUGGAUAUCGUUCUGUGGGAGAUGUCUGCAAAGCCAUAAUAGAACUCUCAGCUGCAGCCCCGGCAGAUUAUGAUGCGAUAUUUGAUGCGCUUGAGAGGCUCUACGAGGAUGAAUCAGACAAUGGCAGCCUCCGCGACGAAGUCCAGGCGAAAAUGAAAGAACGAAUAGAUAAACUAAAUUCCUUAUCAAACUUGGCCACAGAUGUAACUGACAACCUGAGAGAUGCUAUUGGAAACGUUACUGAGGCGCAAAUUCUGGUCAAACAAAUUGGUACUGCCUUGGACAGUCAAAGCAUCAUCGAUCGACUUCGUGAAUGCCAUCAGGGUGAUAAUGACUCGGAGGACUUCGAUAUUGACUGUAAUGCGGUGAGAAUUCUCAAGGGGAUAAUCGAUAAACAAAAUAUGCAAGACGACUCAGGUGGUUCAAUGGAGAACUUGCAGCACGCCGCGCCGCAGUCGACAUCUGGAAUGAUCUCACGGCAUUGUCUACCUUUGUGGCGGAAAAUACAGAGCCUGGGCCUCAACCUCUUUUGA
Messenger RNA from Trichoderma virens Gv29-8, 789 nucleotides. RefSeq lists its product as uncharacterized. The record is from RefSeq and is a predicted model, not a curated record. Lineage: Eukaryota; Fungi; Ascomycota; Sordariomycetes; Hypocreales; Hypocreaceae. The coding region runs from base 1 to 789 and encodes 262 amino acids. The transcript is spliced from 7 exons.